GCGGCUCAGUCCGGUCGCCAUGAUUCCUGUGCAGAUGUUUUCAGAGCUCAGACUGAGGAGAUUUGACGCUAAGCUAACGGCCUGAAGCUCUGCACUUAAACCAGUUUCAAUGCACUCAUCGACGUUAUAGAGAGAUACCAGAGUCUCCAAGAUAACAUACAGUCUUGGGUUAUGGCGACCAAUGCCGGGGAUGAUGAGUUUGAUGAAUAUGAUAAGCCUGGUGCUGAAAGGUCAAGAAGACGGAGAGGAGAAGAUGACUACUUGGAAAGUGAUUUGGAGGAGGGAGACUUACUUGAAGAAGAUUGGCUGUCAUCAAAAAAGAACCCCUCAGAGAUGUCAGAUGAAGAGCUAAAUGAUGACCUCUUACAAAGUGAUGAAGAGGACCAAAACGCAAGUGGUCAGGGUGAGGUUGUGAGUUUAAAUGCCACACUGGGUCUGGGCACGUCUGGUCACCUUCAAGAUGAAGACCCUGAUGGAGGUGGAUAUACUGAAUACGCCUAUGAAGAGACAGAGGGCGGCCAACCGGGUUUCUCUCAGGGUGGGGAGUAUGAAGGAAAUGAGUACCAAGGAGAAGAUGGAGUGGUGGAAUACACAGGAGACCAGAACUGUGAAGAAUAUCAAGAUGAAGUGCUGGAACUACAGAUCGACGAGCCACUGGAUGAUGACUUUCAAGUGGAUGAAUACCCGACUGAGUAUAGGGAAGAGCAGACUGACCGACAGGAAGUGCCUGAGGAGGAGGAGCAUGAAGAGGAAACUGAGGAGCAGGACAACUCUCAGGUCACAGAAUUAGAGGAGGUGGAGAAUGAAAACGAUCCAGAAGCUGAGGCUGAACCGGACGCCGAUGUGAAGGAGGAGUCUGAUGAGGAAGAGGAAGAUAUUGAAGAAUCUGGCCGUCUGCGAUUUAAGACCGAGCGCAAAGAUGACACAGUGGUCAGACUGUCUGAUGCCACCAGUAAAAGGAGGAACAUCCCAGACACAUUAGAUUAUGCAUCAGUUUUAGAUGAUGGUGUGUUGACUUGUGUCUUGUCUUGUCGCACCCUUGUGGAGUGGCGUCAGUUUGCUUUUGAAUUCACUCCCAGUCACAUGGCUCUUAUGAUUGAUUACUUGAUUAAAGGGGUCGUCUUGAGAGUCAAGCAGCAGCUCAGAAUGACUCCUCCGCUUCAGCAUUACCACCAUCAGUCUCGUCUGCCUGGUCCGAGAGGCAGUGGAGGUCCCGGGCUAUUCCCGGAUCCAGGUACCCCAAUUCCUCAGCAGCCGCUGCAGCUGAUGAUGCCUCGCCUCGCCCACCAUUCCCCAGGGCCCAGAACACAACACGACACACACGUACCAUGCUUGUUGAACUCGCCGCCGCGGCACUCACGCGCACAUCCCAACCAACACCAGCAGCAUCAACAGCAUCACCCCAAGAACAUUCACAUCAACCCUCACUUCAGAGGACCCUCCUCCUCACCUGUGCAAGUUCCCUCAAUGCCUCAUGUGCAGAACCAACCGAGGCCUAACAUCGCUCCACAGAGACUCCCGGCUCCUCCUGAUUUCCAGCAGCAUCUCCAAGGGAAUUUUGGCCCACCUCAACGGUCUCUGCCCCCCCAGGAUCAAUGGAGAGGACCACCACCACAUCAUCAGGAUCCAGAGCACUUCUUCCCUGGUGAACCACGUUUUUCAGGCCAGCACAUGUUUGACCAGCCAGGCCCUGCCCCCCUCAUGAAUAACAGUGUUCUUUCGAUAUCGGGCCACGGCCCUCCAUCGUUCCCCCCGCAAGCGGGGCUCGGAAGUCCUGGAUUUGGUUCUCUGGGGCUCAGGCAGAACCAAGGGCCUCAGGGAGGAGGUAUGUUCCAGAGAGAGCCCCCUCGGCUGGGUCUGGCCCUGCAGCAUGGAUGCCCUCCAGGCCCCUCUGGUCCCCAUGGCUUUGUGGGUCACAGACAGCCCUUCUCGCCCCAACAGCAGGGACCCCCCUUUAGCCCCCAGCACGUGCAAUUUGGUAUGCAGGUACGCCAGAGAGGUCUAAUGCAACAGCCCCUGCACCAUGAUCUGCCACUAUCCCAUCAACCCUUGCACCAGCAACAGCAGCACCAGCAACACAGACAGGACUUGCCCCCCCAGGGUCUGCCUCACUCCCAGCCUCCACCCCAACACCAACAGCACCACCAACACCACCCAAGGGACCAAGAUCCCAUGGUGCACCUCUCCCAGCCCCACUUCCGCCAGUCGAUUCAGAGUGGAAACAGACAAAUGCAGUCCCGACCACAAGGCAACCAGCAGCGAAACAACCAUGCCAGACCCAAAAUGACGCCGCUUCCACCACUGCAGCAGAUUCCUCCUCAACGCAACAGCAAUCUCCGUGAGCUGCCCAUUGCCACGAGCAACAAUAAUAACCGCCCGUCAGUGCCUAGUGGGCAAGCAAAGCCUGUUACCAGGGCAGCACAGAAUGUUAGGCAAGGGCAGGCUGCUCGUGCUGGACCAGCAGGAAGGGGAGGAUCUGUGGCACAAGGGCUGGGAGCUGCCAAAGCACCAGAGCAGACCAGUGUGCCUGAGAUGAAGAAAGAGGGUCCAGCUGACCCAGAUGAAGAUGAGGAGACACGUCAGUACAGACUGAAGAUUGAGGAACAGAAGCGUCUGCGAGCGGAGAUCCUCAAGCGCAAAGAGCAACGCAGGCAGAUGCAGGCUGGGAUGCGCAAAAAAGAACUGAUGGAACGGAUCAGUGGCCAGAACCCAAACCAGACUCCACAAACUCCGAUCCCCACACCCAACCCAACCCCAGCAGCCCAGCCCCCACAGCCGGUCCCUUCACUGAUCUCUAACGGAACCCCCCAGAACCCUUCGACAGGUCUUAGUUCCCCUCGUCCAACUGUGAAGGCCCGUCUGCAGAACACUAAACCUCUGGCACAGACUUCAGGUUGGUCUGGGCCGCAGAAGCAACAGAGCGCUGGUCCUGAUGCCAGCCAGCAGGGCCAAUGGCAACCGCAGCAGAAGAGGACCAUGACCCCACAAAACUCUCAAAGACAAGGUGCUGCUCAGAUCAGCCCAUUAGAAGAGCCAUUGGGUCAGCCUCAACCUGGAGGAAAGAGAACAGUGAUGCAAAGAGCGAGCAGCACCGAAUCUCCACAGGUUCCACAGAAAGUGCGGGUAGUUAAGCGUCUGGGAGAGCAGGCAGAUGCCGGUCCCAACACUGGUCCCCCACAGCAGCAGCAACAACCAAUUGCUCGGCCUGCCCCCCAACAGAGACUUGGUCCCAUCAGAAAAGUUACCAUGGCAACUGGUGGUGUACAAAAUCAACAACAGGCUGGCCGUGGCAUGGCAAACCAAACGAACCGGGUGGUAGUUCGGGGUCGUGCGCGAGGCCGUGGUGGGGGGCGUGUGAUGAUGCAGCAGAACCCAAGAGCUCAGGAUUGUCAGAGAAGCACUGUCUGCAUUGAAGGUUUAUCCACCACCACAACCAACAAACAGCUCACGAACCUUCUCAACUCCAUUGGCCCUGUUGAGAUGUUUACAAUGUUGCCGGAGCAGCGGAAGGCCAUUGCCAAGUUUGUGAACCCUCAGCAUGCAGCAAGUUUUCAGCACAGCUUUCACAGGCACAUGAUAGAUUUGUCUCACAUCGAUGUUUCCAUUAUUGAUGGCUGAGGAACAAGCCACUUCAACAGACAAGACAACAAGAAGUGAGCAAGAAGAGAACGUCUUUUUCUGAAAGACAGACACACAAUCAGAAGGCUAAAGCUUUGGAAGCUGUGUGGAGAGUGCUGUCGACAAACUCAAGCCACAUGCAUGAAAGAAUCCAAAACAAAGAGCCAAACACCAGCUGUGUCCUGCUGGAUAUGGCACAGCACUGAACUCACAUUGUCAAUGACUUUGGCAUGAAGUCUUGCUCUUGUUUCUGUACUUUCAUUUAUAUGUGGAGGGAUCAGUAAUGGUCUGAACCAGCAGGUGAAAAGAGAGAAAAAGGUAUGAAACCAGGACAUUUUUAUUCCAGUUGAUAAUAGUUGCUCCCAUCCUCUAGCUCUCAAGAUAAUCUUUUGGAUGUCUGUAUUUGGUCAAAUAGGAAUUCUUGAUUUAUUGUGGAAUUUCCACAGUCAGUGACUUGAACAAAGUGUUAAAGGGGUGGUUUGGCCUGAUUGAAUAAUAUUGCGCAUGCUGCGGUAGGUUUUGUCACCUGUAGAGGGCAGCAGAUGUCUUCGGUAUGGAGCUCUGUAUGUUGGGGCAUAGCUAAGGACAUGUGGACAUCAGAGAGAAAAGCACUGCUUGUUAUGAAACUUCAGGGGCAUAUUUGGGUUGAGCUUUUUUCUAAUUGUGUAUCUUUUGGAAGCCACUGUGAUAAUGCAGGUGUCUCUUUUUUUGUACAUUUGUCUACGACUAUUCAUGAUCUUAAGUUUAUUCAUUGUCCCUUCCUCCAUUAUGAUUGUAUUGCAGUUGGGUUUUGUUCUGCAGAGCUGGAGUGGUGGUUCACGACACGUGUCUUUGGGACCUAAAGACAGCUGAAAAACAAUUUUGACAAUAAAUGGCUUUUAUAUUUUGAUUUUAGGUUUUGGUGCUGGAAUUGCAUAUUUAGAUUCUUUUAAUCGUUGUUAGAAAUGGCUUCUAAGAAAGUAGUAAAGGCAACCAGAAAGUCCCCUCCUUUGGUAAUACUACUUUUUAAUGUGUUUAGUUUUCUUUCCUCAGAGUUCAGCACAUGUUGUGUGUGGAAGAGGACGACUGAAUCAUGGCCUGUGUGAUGAUUCGAUAGGAUUUUAUUGUAGGUUUUGAUGGAGCUCUGUUUGCUUACAUUAAGGUGCGGGAUGUCUAGAGCACUAGAUGAGUUUGAACUGUCCUGUUUACAACAACAGCUUAGUUAUUUGUUUGUGAAGAGAGAUAUUUUGGACUGUUUGUAAUAAUAUGCUUAUAACUUUGGCUCCGUUAAUUGUUUAGAAGUUUGUCAGAUGGGAAUACAGGUUACUGAAUCUGAAUUGUGAGUUGUUAGGGAUAAGGAUUGGUCAAGAUCAGCUUCUAAUAUCCGUUAUCUCCAUUUUCCACUUUAUUUUUCCAUUUAUUUAGUAAGUUGUUACCCAAGCUUUAGAUUU
Molecule: messenger RNA, 5048 nt
Organism: Sinocyclocheilus anshuiensis
Lineage: Eukaryota; Metazoa; Chordata; Actinopteri; Cypriniformes; Cyprinidae
Gene: rbm33a
Product: RNA binding motif protein 33a
Exons: 20
Coding region: 172-3618 (1148 amino acids)
Molecular function (GO): RNA binding
Source: RefSeq, a predicted model, not a curated record